Molecule: messenger RNA, 3602 nt
Organism: Amphibalanus amphitrite
Lineage: Eukaryota; Metazoa; Arthropoda; Thecostraca; Balanomorpha; Balanidae
Exons: 1
Coding region: 1102-3348 (748 amino acids)
Source: RefSeq, a predicted model, not a curated record
GCUCGUCGCCGGCCAGGUAGACCGCCGGGACCGGCCGGCCGCGAGGGCGCCGGCCGCCCGGGCCCGGCCUGACCGGGCCGCCUGACCCUUCCGCCGCCGCGCAGCCUGGGAGGGCCGAGACCGGCCCCCCUGUUUUUGACGCCGGCGUCUGGAAUGUGUAUUGUCCACGCCGGCGUCCCCGUCCCCGGCAGGCGCGCGGACCGGCCAGGUGCUGCUAUUUUGGGACCGCUGCGCGUCGCUAGACGUGUUUUUCUUCUCCCUUCGUUUCCGGAUCUAUUCAGCCUCCCCAUCUGCGCUAUUCGUCGUGACCCCAUUUUUCGUCAUAUUUAAGCUGAUGUAAACAUGUUUCUCGCCCUGUUCUGUUCUGGCCUCCGCAGCGUGCGGACGUGCCUCUGUCCUGUCGUAGCCGUCGCACCGUUCGUUGGACACCGCAAUAUAGAAAUACCUCUUCAGUGCUGUGUCGGGAAGUGUGGAAGCAACGAGACACAGUGAGCAGCAGUGAGCGGGCGGAGUUAGAAUCGGGCGUGUGCGGCGCGUGUGCAACUCUUCAUUCUACACAAGUUACCUUACCUUCACUCCUCUACCCUUCCUGGUCUGCUGAAUUGUGGGCCUCCUUGUCGCUUGAAUUGUGACUUCUAUCUAUACUCACUUAACCUUCCCAUUUUACCCUUCCUGGUCUGCUGAAUUGUGGGCCUCCUUGUCGCUUGAAUUGUGACUUCUAUCUCUACUCACUUAACCUUCCCAUUUUACCCUUCCUGGUCUGCUGAAUUGUGGGCCUCCUUGUCGCUUGAAUUGUGACUUCUAUCUCUCACCUGUGUCACGCUGAAUUGCCGUGGCUCCUGGCUGCUGAAUUGUGGCCAUCCUUCAUAUCCGAUCGAUCUGCCUAAAGCCCUUCGCCUACUCGUGUUGAAUAGGGUGUGCACGAGUUUAUUUCACCCAAAUGCCGUGGACCCGCCGGUCUGAUUAGCCGCAGAAAGGAGUGUUUACAGUCCGCUCCGCCAGAGGAGAGUCGGGCGCCGCGCGGAGCGGUGUCCCGUCGAGCACAGGCCGGCGCGUGGCCGCGACAUUUACUGGUCCUCCGGGCCGGAUCCACCCGGCAACAUGUCAACAACAGGAGAAACAGAAGAGCGUCCUGCAGCAGACCUGGAAGAGAGCGUCCCAAGAGAGAAGCGUCAUGAAGCGGUGAGCGAAGAGUUGAAGGUGCUGCGCCGGAAAAGGGGACAGAAGUUAGCCGCCUUUUCGCGCGUGUGCCACAGAGCCGAGUCCAUCAUCGCCGUUCGUGGGAGUCGCUCAAGCCUAGAAGGAUUGUUCGAGACAGUCGAUGUGGCAUUGGAAGGCGUCAUCACAGCGAAUGAUGCACUGGAAGCCUGCCUGUCGUCUGAAGCAGAUAAGGCUGACGCAGAGAAGUACUGUGCCAAGGCAGAACGUGAUAGAGAAGAUAUCGUCGAAAGAAUCACCCAGCAUCUAGCAGAGCGCAGAGAUGAGCCGCCAUCAGGCGUCGGCUCUGUCGUUUCUGUCGCUCAGAAGAGCCCGACGAGUGCCGUCUCAAGAGCAUCUCAAGUCGAAGCAGAGGUUGCUUCUAAGAUAAAAGCACUGCGCCUGCAGCAGCUUAAGCGCAGGCAAGAAGAACAGCGACUGCAAGAAAGUCAAGAAGAGGAGAAACAGCGCCGCAGGGAAGAAGAACAGCGCCGUAGGCAAGAAGAGGAACAGCGCCGCAGGCAAGAAGAACAGCGCCGCACGCAAGAAGAGCAGCGCCAGGAGAGGGAAGCCGAGAGACGAAGACAGCUUCAAGAUGCUGAAGAUGAAGCUGAAGCAGCCCAGCUCGAAGCUAAUCUACGUAAGGAGCUCAACGGUGACCUUCAACACGAAAGGAGGAACGAUUUCGAAGAUGAGCUGUUUGUAACAGAAGAAGCCAGAGACAGAAGUCAUCAGCGAGAAGUACAGCCAUCGUUUGAAAGGCCAACUACCACACCAAGCCAUGAAAUGGAGGCACGCCGUGAAAAGCCGGUCAAAGGCCCAGGAUAUCAUCAGAAGAGGCACAACACGUCAUGGAUAGGAGAACUGCGCAGUCCGCGUCAGACCCAGCGCGCAGAGAGCGCAGCUCCGUUUUCAGCCUUCGCGAAGAGUAUCCCAAAACUGACCCUUCCAACCUUCAGUGGUAAGGCUUCAGAAUGGCCGAGAUGGAACGGAUUGUUCAAAGCGCUGGUGCAUGAUCAGCCGUCCCUCUCGGACACAGAAAAGAUCGCCCACCUUCAGUCAUCGGUGAGUGGACUGGCACAGCAGACCAUUUCUGGUAUGUUAUACGAUGGAAGUCUGUACCACCAAGCGUUGAAAGCCCUCGAGGAGCGGUUUGGUCAAGAUGACGAUAUCAUCAAACACAACCUCAACAGCAUCUUCAACGCCCCGGACCCGCAGGAAGAUGAUGCAGAAGCGCUGGAAAGAUUCCAAGCGACGGUACACUGCGCCGUGACUAUCCUCCAGAGCAUGGGGGCAGACGCUGACCUUCACAGCAGUGACAGCUUGCAUCGGACGGUGGAAAAACUGCCUCGGGACCUGAGACGUGAGUGGGGAAAGUUCUCACUAGAACUGAAGCCGGCCAGACCAUCACUAGUAGAUGUGGACUCGUGGCUACGGACCCAAGUGAAGAUCAGCAGAAGCUGUCCCAAGGGAAAAGGGGACGGCGAAGAAGUCGGCGCCAGGCAAAGAAAGGAACGCGCCGAUGAGACCGUCCAAAGACAAACCUUCUUCACAGCCGCGAAUCCAAAGCACAAGCAGAUGUGCUCGGCAUGUGAAGGCCAGCACGAUCUGCAGCAGUGUCAGAUCUUCAUCGGGAAGUCUCCUGAUGCCAGGCUCAAACACGCAUUCAGCCAGAGAUUGUGCCUCCACUGCCUCAGGAAGGGUCAUCGCGUGGUAGACUGCCGAAAGGCAAGGCGCUGUGAAAGGGAUGGCUGCAAGUACCGACAUCACGCCCUUCUCCACGGCAGUCGGCCAGUCAGGUCGCGACAACCUGAUGACCCAGUGACAAAGCCUGAUGCAGGCAACGAUGGAGCAGACGCAGCAGCACCGGGGGCAGUGCAUGUCCUCGAACCAGAUCCGGCGCUACAGGUGAUGUUUUUCCAGAGCAGAGUCAGCGCUGGAGAGCUCCUGUCCGAGCAGAAAGGGGAAUCGCGAUCUACAGGAGCUUCCAGGACCAAACACAGCCAGCCAGUGCCACAGUCUCCAACACGACUCCAACACGCCGCGGGACAUGCGGCCGCUCGCCCGCGUGACCCAGGUGUUACCGGGACCAGAUGGAUGAGUCCGUUGACGUUCUGUCCAGAUCAAGGCGGCAGGACGAUGCGAGGAUAGAUGGCCCGGCGUCAAGAUUGAGGUGCUGGAAGUGAAGUGUGCAAAUGCUGAGAACAGUCAUGUAAAUACGUGUAUCGUGUUUCGUUCGCGCCAGCCGGUUAGAGAAAGCCGACGAUUGCUCGCCCUCUCCAGACGCAGCCCAGUCGAGGCCGUCUAUCAGCCGAUACAUCAGCGGCGGUACUGUGUUUUAGUGUUCUCGCGGAGUCGAACACGGGGGGCGGGAUGUGACCGCCGCAUGUACGUAUGAAUGUAUG